Molecule: messenger RNA, 588 nt
Organism: Python bivittatus (Burmese python)
Lineage: Eukaryota; Metazoa; Chordata; Lepidosauria; Squamata; Pythonidae
Source: RefSeq, a predicted model, not a curated record
AAAACCAGCUGUCCCGUAAGAUGGACUCUGUACGAGGGAAAGUGCUACCACUUUUCUACUCUGGAAAAAACGUGGGAUGAGAGCCAGAAGGAAUGUGCCCAGUCAGAUUCUCAUCUUGCCAUUAUCAACAACAAAGCAGAACUGUCAUUCCUGAACAGCAGAACACGAAAUGCAGAUUACUUCAUUGGCCUGAGUCGGAGAAAUUCCGAUGGACAGUGGAGAUGGAUUGAUAACACAAGGUUUGACUUUGGCAUAUUUAAUAUUCAAGGUAAAACAAAAGACUGUGCUGCAAUUGGAUUAAAUUCCGUUGUCUCAAAAUCUUGCUCUGAAUUAAACCGCUGGAUUUGUGAGGAGAACCUGUAAGAACUCGCUUGGACAAUGGACAUUCUGAGCAAUGUAGAAUCUGAAUUCUAUCCUCAGCUCAGAAACUUUGGCCCUGAUAAGAAAGUGAAACUAAUCAAUUAAAAAUGGGGAGAAACCCUUUCCAACCUACUUCAGGUUACGCAGAGUCCUACCUCUAGUUCCAACUCUCCUUGAAUGACUAUAUCAACCUGUACCAUAUUGCUGCUUUAAAAAUAAAGGUUUUCA